Gastrolobium bilobum is the source of this 3290-nucleotide messenger RNA. RefSeq lists its product as uncharacterized. The record is from RefSeq and is a predicted model, not a curated record. Bases 239 to 2959 code for a protein of 906 amino acids. Lineage: Eukaryota; Viridiplantae; Streptophyta; Magnoliopsida; Fabales; Fabaceae. The transcript has 18 exons.
CUAUCCUUAACAUCAAACCCUGUCUCCUCCUAUGUCCCAUCCCUCCCCUUCUUCAACCCAAUCCUCAAAUCUCUCAAUCUCUUAUCGAAACCCUAAUUUCCCCUUUUUUUAACCCCAUCUUUGAUUUUUGACCAGUCUCGUAAAGUUUGAAACUUUUAUGAUUUCCCAGCUUUGCGUUUGAAAUUCAUUGUCCUUGUGAAUCAGGGGCUUUGUCGAUUGAUCCGGUGCACGCGGGUCUAUGGCGAACGGUACGGAUUCGGAGCGGUUCGUGGUGCUUUCUGGGGUCCGGACGGGUCUCAAGAGAGAGUUUGCCUUCGCCAUGAAGGCUCAGUCUGAGAUCUGUGGCUCUCUCGGUCGAACCCGGUCCGGCAAGAACCGGAAUGUGGUUCAAGUUCUGGACCGUCCGGUUCGAAAGAGGUCCAGAGAGUCCGGUUCAUUGGAGGCCAAGAACGAUAACCCGAAUGGUCUGGUUAAGACUGAUGAGUAUGUGGGUGAUGCUAUGAGCGAGGAGGAGGCAAAAAGUGACGUGGUGGACCUUGAGGAACCCAAAAACCAAGUAGAAGAAUCGCAGGAAAAGAGGGAAGAACUCGAGGGUGAAGCUCCAAUGGGGGCUUCUGAAGAGGAACAGAAGAGUGAUGAUGAUGUUGUGGUUGAAAGAGGGAGCGAGGAUGAACCUAAAACUGGUAAUCUAUUGGAGUGUUCGAAGGAAGAGGUAAUGGAUGCAAUGGCACGAGAGGGAGAGACAUGUUCUCUUAAGGAAGAAGGGGUUAUUGGCAAUGAUUGCAAGGUGAAGGGUGCUUCUGUUGUGAAGCUGCCAAGGAGGUUCACGCGAUCAACACUGAAGGAAAAGGUGACAAAUGAUGAAAAGGUGGCAAAUGAUGAGGGAGAUGGUAGUGGCAAAGGUGUUGAAAAUGGUGAUGGUGUUAAGAAGGAUAUUGAGGUUGGCUUGGUAAUCAAAACCCCAGCUCAAGUAAAAAAGUCAAAGACUUCUACCGGGAAGAAGUUCCCUACGAAGCUGAAGGACCUUCUAGCCACAGGGAUUCUUGAGGGACUAUCUGUGAAUUAUAUCCGCGGCGUGAAGGCACGAAGGCCUGGUGAAACAGGGCUUAGGGGAGUGAUUAGUGGCAAUGGGAUUGUGUGCUAUUGUGAAAAUUGUAAUGGGGUUGAGGUUGUGACACCCACUGUGUUUGAACUGCAUGCUGGUAGUUCAAACAAACGCCCCCCAGAGUACAUUUACCUUGAGAAUGGGAAUACUCUCCGUGAAAUCAUGAAUACGUGUUUGAAUGUUCCGGUAGAUACCAUGGAGGAAGCUGUCCAAAAGGUCCUUGGUGGCUUCACUAUGAAGAAAUCUAACUUUUGUUUUAGAUGCAGAGUUGACAAUGUUGUGUCAAGACUAUUAUGCAUUUCAUGCAUGGAGCUGAAGAAUUGUCAGCCUAGCCCCGCUCAAACACCUGAGACUAGCAAUAGCUGUGAUUCAGUAGCUGUUCAGUCCAGAUCCCCAGAACCUGUUGUGAUUCCGAAAUCAUUAAACAAUGGAAUGAAGCACAGCACAUCUCAUGGUAAGAGUCAGGGAAGACUAACUAGGAAGGAUCUACGCUUGCAUAAGUUGGUCUUUGAUGAAGAAGUGUUGCCAGAUGGAACUGAAGUAGCAUACUAUGCUCGUGGCAAGCAACUAUUGGUUGGUUACAAAAUUGGAUUUGCAAUUCAUUGUAGCUGCUGUGACUGUGAGGUUAGCCCUUCUCAGUUUGAAGCACAUGCUGGUUGGGCGUCACGACGGAAACCUUACCUGCACAUAUACACAUCUAAUGGAGUCUCACUCCACGAGUUGUCCAUCUCUCUAUCAAAAGAGCGGAGGUUUUCUACCAGUGAUAAUGAUGAUCUAUGCACUAUAUGUCAAGAUGGAGGGGAUCUUUUGUGUUGUGAUGGAUGCCCAAGAGCUUUCCACAUUGAUUGUGUUCCUCUUCCAUGUAUUCCAAGUGGUACCUGGUAUUGUAAAUAUUGUCAGAAUGUAUUCCAGAAGGACAAGUAUGUGCAGCAUAAUGCAAAUGCUGUGGCAGCUGGAAGGAUUGCAGGCAUUGAUCCUUUAGAACAGAUAAACCAGAGAUGCAUUCGUAUUGUCAAAACUCAUGAGGUUGAGAAUGGUGGAUGUGCAUUGUGCAGGAGCCAAGAUUUCAGCAAAACCUUUGGUCCUCGAACAGUAAUUAUUUGUGAUCAGUGUGAGAGGGAAUAUCAUGUUGGGUGUUUGAAGGAGCAUAACAUGCAGAACCUAGAGGAAUUACCUGAAGGGAAUUGGUUCUGCUGCUCAGAGUGUGAUAAAAUUUAUACUGCUCUGCUGAGUUUGGUGGCCCGUGGGGAAGAGAAUCUUCCCGAUUCCCUCCUAAGUCUGAUUAAAAGGAAGCAUGACGAAAAAUGUUUAGAAGCUGGGUCUGAUCUUGAUAUAAAAUGGAGGGUUCUGAACUGGAGAUCGUUUUCUUCUGAUGAGACUAGGCAAUUGCUUUCAAAGGCUGUUGCUAUCUUCCAUGAGCGGUUUGAUCCAAUAGUUGAUUCGUCUUCAGGCCUUGAUUUCAUUCCGGCAAUGCUUUAUGGAAGGAACAUCAAGGGUCAAGAUUUUGGCGGAAUGUACUGCGCAUUGCUCACUGUCAACCAAGUGGUUGUGUCCGCGGGAUUAUUUCGUGUUUUUGGGCCAGAAGUAGCAGAGCUUCCCUUAGUGGCAACAAUUACCGAUUCCCAAGGACAGGGUUACUUCCAGUCCCUAUUUUCUUGCAUUGAGAGACUCCUUGGAUCUUUGAAAGUGAGAAAUUUUGUCCUACCAGCUGCUAGUGUAGCUGAAUCCAUAUGGACCAGUAAAUUUGGGUUUACAAAGCUAGACAAAGAUGUGAUAAACAAAUAUAAGAGAGCUUAUCACAUGAUGGUAUUUCAAGGGACCUCGUUACUAGAGAAGCCAGUUCCUGCACUCUAAAAGUACUUUUCACCUGGAGUGUGUAAAAUUUUGGGGGAUGUCUCAUUUGUUUUUGGGUACUAAGCAGAACACACUCCUUGAAUGAAUGUACAGGAUUUAUGUUUGGUGUACAGAAAAGCAAUCACUCCUCUGCGGUAGCUGUCAAUAUUUUUUGUAGUACAGAAAUUAAUGGAGGGGUUGGAUUUGAAGGUAGAGGAAACUAGGACAUAUCAGAUUUUGAGAAACUUACAAAUUUUGAUGCUAAAUUCAUUUUUUAGUUGUAAAAUUGGUUUGCACUUGAUUCUAAUUUGGUACCAUGUUUUAGACGUUUCUUUAGAUAAUUACAUCUGCA